AUGGGCUCACGCAGGGUCACAGUGAAGGUUGAGUUCCCCAAGGAAGGCGGUAUCUGGGGUGUAGUUGGAGGUCCCCAGUACGUUUUCCGGCCUCUCGAACCAGCAACCGCGGAACAAAAUCGAAUGGUGGAUGCCUCCGUACAGGUCUCUGGAAACGGUCUAGAUAACCUGAACGAACCUAGCCACUGCCAAGCGACAGACCGCGCAGACGCACACCAUUUCCCAGCAGGAGAACAUUCCUCGCCUGAAUCCGGAGAAGAGCCUGUACUCCCGCCCUCUCAACAUGGCAAGGCAGGUGGACAACAUAGCGGCCUUUCCCGGAUGCAGUCCGUGGAAGACAUUCGAGAUUAUCGGGGGAAAAAAGCCCAGUCUCGUGGCUACCAAGCCCUGCCUGAAUUGCGGACAGCCAACCUGAACAAUGGGUUGACCAGUGGUACCAAGCAAGCUGCAGGAUCAAAGCAAGACAAUGUUAUCUUCGGUCCUCUGGAAACCACUGAAGUUGACAGCUUCUUCAAUCCUGAGAUUCCACGGCUCAACCGGCAGAAUGGCUCAAGCACUGCAGCCCCCGAGGAACCUCACCGUCGGAAGAAAUCCGGAAAGAUGUGGACUAGCGAAGAAGAGACGAAACUAGUCCAAGCGUGGGUCCAGAAAAUCCCGUACGAGGACAUCGUUCGAGACAUUCUUCCAGAACGCACAGUAGCCAACUGUCGAGAACUGAUUGGUUUGUUGCGGUUUCUUGGGUUCAUCAUAGAGAUUCGUACCAUCGACUUCGUUGAGCGUGUUUGGUACGGUUCUACGUUCCACGAAGAAGGACGACAUUGA
Molecule: messenger RNA, 822 nt
Organism: Trematosphaeria pertusa
Lineage: Eukaryota; Fungi; Ascomycota; Dothideomycetes; Pleosporales; Trematosphaeriaceae
Exons: 1
Coding region: 1-822 (273 amino acids)
Source: RefSeq, a predicted model, not a curated record